Mytilus trossulus (common blue mussel) is the source of this 867-nucleotide messenger RNA. Its product is annotated as coiled-coil domain-containing protein 25-like. Bases 74 to 700 code for a protein of 208 amino acids. The record is from RefSeq and is a predicted model, not a curated record. NCBI's taxonomy places the organism in Eukaryota, Metazoa, Mollusca, Bivalvia, Mytilida, Mytilidae. The transcript is spliced from 9 exons.
AAAUCUUUUUCAUUGAAGUUAGAAAAAUACUUUUCCCCAAAACGUGAAAUUGAUAAUUUGAAAAAAAGGGAAAAUGGUAUUUUUCUUCACAACAAAUGUUACAUCCCCACCUCACACUAUUUAUAUGGGUCUGGAUAAACAUGAAAAUGAAGACUUAAUUAAAUGGGGAUUCCCUGAGGAUGUAUGGUUCCAUGUAGAUAAAGUAUCCUCAGCCCACGUCUACCUCCGACUACAUCCAUAUGAGACAUUAGAUGAUCUACCACAAACAGUGAUAGAAGAGUGUGCUCAAUUAGUUAAAGCCAACAGUAUAUCAGGAAAUAAAAUGAACAAUGUAGAUGUAGUUUAUACAAUGUGGGACAAUCUAAAAAAGACAGGUGGUAUGGAUGUAGGUCAAGUUGGCUUCUUCAAAGAUAAAGAGGUGCGGAAAAUCAGAGUAGAAAAAAGAAUGAAUGAAAUUGUAAAUAGACUUAAUAAAACAAAAACAGAAAGAACAGUAGAUUUACGUGCAGAGAGAGAGCAAAGAGAUAGAGAAGAAAGAGAAGAUCAGAAGAAAAAAUUACUAGAACAAAGAAAAAGAGAAAAGGACGAUGAUGAUAAAAAGAAAAAGGAUGCUGAAACUAGAUCUUACGACACACUUAUGAGGCCAGAAAAUAUGACAUCAAAUUUGGAUGCUGAUAAUGACUCUGAUGAUUUUAUGUGAGGACAAUUUUUGAAACUACUCAAUGUCUUUCAUCCAGCUUUGCUAUUCUCUGUUGAAAAGGAAAAUGGUAUCCGAGUAAAUUUGAAUAACAUAGGUAUGCCAAUCAUGGCAUCUUCGAAAUUAAAAAUCAGAUUGUAUCUACAAGAAAAAGACAGAGUUAAACAUUA